AUGUUGAUGCUUCCAUCAACCGCCAACGGAAUUCAGUCCAAGUACUCUCUACCAUUCGAAUCCAGAUACUCAUAUCCUUACGAUUUCGCCGAGCUAAAAUCGGCAAUGCCACAAAUCGAUGGACAAACCCACCAAAUGGAAGCCCAAACACAAUCCACUGAAAGCCCAGCCUUGUUAGGUCCGCCCAGAUUCUCGAACUGGCCCGCUUCUUAUGAUCCUUUCGCCUCUUCAACAGGACGCAUGUCACCAUCAGAUCACCAAGAGCGUCUCCGGGCUCGUAUGCCAUUCGACCUUCAGUCUGCCACUCGCGGACUACCACGUUCAGUUCCUGACGGCCGUCGCCCUCUGUCAUACGCUUCCACCUCGAGCAUGUUUUCGAAUGAACCUGCCGCCUUUGCACAGGCCGACAUGCCUCGAUCAAGCAUUGAUGACUCACUACGCCGCCAGAGUCAGGAGAUCUACGGCGCUCGGUCCGACUCCCCAGGCAACGGGAGCUAUGGCGACUACGACGACAACGCGAACCGCAGAAGCACAGAUAUGAGUCGAGGAUCUGCUGCACGCUUCCAUACUAGGCGGCGGCCAUUCAAUCAGGACGAAUUCGACGGUCCAUCACAACUACUUCCUCUUCCACUUCCUCAGUCCGAGGUAUCUCGAUCACAAGACCUGCCCACGCUUCCAGUCAACCUCAACUCUCAGGAACAGGACGAGAUCGUGCAGCACGUCAAUGACAUUCUGUCGCAUUGUGCGUUUCACUUCGUCGCAAAGUACCAAUUUCCGAUCCCUCUCGAGCGAGACAAGCCACGAGUGCGUGCGCCCAAUGACCGCGAGUGGACUGAGUGGGCGUAUCUCUUGAAGCGACUCGCGACAAAACGACGGAUUCCGGCGCGGGUCUUGUUCGACAACCAGAUCAAGCAAUUUGUCACCACACUAGAGAACUCUAUUGCCGCUAGGCAGAACAGAGACCAACAGAACAGAACACCGAAGGACGACAGAUACAUCUUGCAGCUUGUCAGUUCGGGUACGCAGGUUGCAAAGAUCUUAAUGGACUCUCAGGCCAUGGAGCAGCUGGAUAGCCUUUACACCAACACUGAAUCGAUAAUACUGGAGAGACGCGCAAGAGCUCGAUUCCAAUAG
Molecule: messenger RNA, 1134 nt
Organism: Cyphellophora attinorum
Lineage: Eukaryota; Fungi; Ascomycota; Eurotiomycetes; Chaetothyriales; Cyphellophoraceae
Exons: 2
Coding region: 1-1134 (377 amino acids)
Source: RefSeq, a predicted model, not a curated record